Gambusia affinis (western mosquitofish) is the source of this 6773-nucleotide messenger RNA. Its product is annotated as DDB1- and CUL4-associated factor 1-like. Gene Ontology annotation, molecular function: histone H2AT120 kinase activity; nuclear estrogen receptor binding. The transcript is spliced from 30 exons. The record is from RefSeq and is a predicted model, not a curated record. NCBI's taxonomy places the organism in Eukaryota, Metazoa, Chordata, Actinopteri, Cyprinodontiformes, Poeciliidae. Gene Ontology annotation, biological process: protein ubiquitination. The coding region runs from base 211 to 4962 and encodes 1583 amino acids. Gene Ontology annotation, cellular component: nucleus; Cul4-RING E3 ubiquitin ligase complex.
UAACAUGAACAGGAGAUAUUUAUGCGGAGGACUCGGUGGGUGGAAAUUAUUGCUGUUAAAUGAGUUUGGUACCAGCCAGCUAAGCCCAGUAACUGAAGCAGCAACAAAUAAACCAGCUAUUCUGUAGGAGAUAGGCCCACCUGUUGGUGCGAGUUUAAAACAUUCAGUGUUUGUUUUCAUCUAUCACGACCUCUGACAGCUGUUGUCGAGAUGAGGCCGCGACUAUUCUCACGGCAGCUAAGGGCUGCAAUGUCCUCCCAAGAUGAAGAUCCAUCACCUGCCCUGUCUGCUGUGCUGUCUUCUGCAUGGUCAGCCGCUUUAUCGGCUGCCGUGGCUGUCGCCAUGGCUGUUGACGCCAAAGCAGAUCUCGCCAGACUGUUGGACGAGUGGGAAGAGACACGGCAGGGUACCACAGAGCAACUGGUGUCCAUCUUAACAAGAAUAUCUGAGCUGAUUGAACAGGAGACAGAAGAAUAUUACAAAUCAGACCCUGAUCCCUUUGACGAUCGUCAUCCAGGACGAGCUGACCCAAACUGUAUGCUGGGGCAACUGCUGAGGAUGCUGUUUUUAAAUGAUGACUUCACUAAUUCGCUUUUGGACACGUAUAUCAUGAGCAGUCGAGACAUCAGUCUCAACACAGCAGCAUGUCGCCUCCUUCAGAACAUUGUUCCAGGCCUGGACACAGCUGUUGUCUUUGAAGAAAAGGAAGGUCUGGUUGGGAAGUUGUUCACGUGGGCCCGUGAAGCUGAGCGGCCAUUAUGCAUCUAUGCCACAGGCCUGCUGGCCAAAGCCAUGAGCAACCAGGAAGUGGCCACAAGCCAUAAAGAAGAAAAUGCUGAGCUGGUAUCCAUGAUGAUCAAACGUCUACACGAGUUGCAGUCUGCAGAGCACACAAGUUGCUCCAGUCCCACCCACACUGUCCGGAAUCUACCUCAAGACUCUCAGGAUGAAGCUCCCCAUACAUCGAAUGUCACAAAACAUCAGCAAAUCCAGACAGAAUUUUCUGAGGAAGAGACAGAAGAAAAAAAUGUUGCAGAGAGCAGCAGGUCGAUUUCAAAGGGCAAAUCUUUGGCCCAGAGAAUCAGUGAAGGUAGCAGCAGCUCAGCUCGCCUUCUUCCAAGUUUUGUGUACCAAGCUAGCCCACAACUGACUUCGAAGGAGAAGGACGACACUCAGGGAGGAGAGGAAGGAGGAGGAGGGACAAAACAGGUUGAGAAUGGGAGGAAGACAAAACAGAAACUCCAGUUUACUACGUCCCCCAGCGGGACUGAAGACGAGGCUGAGGGGACUGCUACCAGCGAGAAGCCAAGCGGCAGUUCAUCCUGGUCUGAGAUGAGCUCCAUUCUGAUUGGCUCAGAGUACCGAUUGUUGCCGCUGAGCCCAACCAUGGAGCAGAGACUCAUCCUGCAGUAUCUGACACCACUUGGAGAUUACCAGGAGCUGCUUGCAAUCUUUAUGAAACUGGACACACGUUCACUGAUGAUGAACUACAUCGACCUCAGGAAGACCAAAAAUGUUCAGCUUACAUUUGAUGCCCUGUUGUAUCUCGCCUCACUUCUCCUUCAUAAGAAGUUUGCGUCUGAGUUCAUUGCUCAUGGAGGAGUGCAGAAACUCCUUGAGAUCCCGAGACCAUCCAUGGCAGCGACAGCCGUUUCUCUCUGCCUCUACUACCUGGCAUACAAUCAGGAUGCAAUGGAGAGGGUGUGCAUGUUCCCAGGGAAUGUGCUGACAGACCUGGUGUCCUAUGCUCUGUGGUUGUUGGAGUCCUCGCACGCUUCAGGCAUCUGCCACGCCACCAUGUUUUUCUCCAUUUCUUUUUCAUUCAGGGUGGUGUUGCAGCUCUUUGACCAGCUGGAUGGUCUACGCAGGCUGGUCAAUCUGAUCAGCACUUUGGAGAUCCUCAACACAGACAACGAUGCUCCACUGAUGAAUGAAGACCAGGUGUUCUCCAAUAGACAGACGGCUAAGCACACCUGCAUGGCGCUGCGCAGGUACUUUGAGGCUCACCUGGCAGUGAAGACAGAACAGAUGAAACAGUCUUUGCAUACUUCAGAAAGCGGCAUCAUCAUUCCUCAGCAGCCUCCUUACAAGGCAUAUGCAUAUACCAGAGAACAAAUAAUUGAGAUGAUGGAGUUUCUCAUCGAGUGUGGACCUCCUGAGGGCCCCUGGGAGCCAGUUCAAGUCUUCUACAAGUUGUCCUGUAUUCCUUUAAUGCUGCAGCUCAUAUCUGCUGCCUGUGACUGGAAGACAUACUAUGGCAGGAGUGACAUUGUUCGCUUUGCUUUGGACAUCCUAGCUAUCCUGACAGUUGUUCCUAAAGUCCAGUUAGUACUGGCUGAUACCGUGGAAGUUAUCGAUGAAAACAGGUCCCCUGUUCCCACUGUAGGCAUGAGCAUCAUUCUGGGUGUUGCUGAAGGUGAAGUGUUUCCCAAUGAUGCUGAGAUUCAGAAGUCUGCUUUGCAAGUCAUAAUAAACUGUGUGUGCGCUCCGGACCAAAGCCUCAGUGCUUUUGCUGUCGCCCCCCUCAGACAGCCUUUGCACCCUCAGCAGCCUCCUCCCACCCACAACAGGGUGCUGGCCCACAUGUGGCAAGUAGUGCAGAAUAAUAACGGCAUAAAGGUGCUCCUGUCUCUGCUGUCGGUGAAGGUUCCCAUCACAGAUGCAGACCUGAUCCGAGCUCUGGCCUGUAAGGCUCUGGUUGGACUCUCUCGUUGCUCCGCCAUCAGGCAGAUCAUCAGCAAGUUGCCACUGUUCGUCAGUGGUCACAUUCAGCAGCUCAUGAAGGAGCCGGUGCUGCAGGACAAACGGAGUGAACAUGUCAGCUUCUGUCGCUACGCCGCCAAACUGACGGAGCGAGUGUCUGGCAAGCCCCUCAUCAUGGGCGCGGAGGUCUCGCUGUCUCGCUUACAGAAAGCCAACGUUGUCGCUCAGACUCGCAUCACGUUUUCUGAGAAGGAAUUGCUCAUUUUGAUUAGGAACCACCUUGUUGCUAAAGGACUACACAACACAGCAAAUACCCUAGUUAAAGAGGCAAACCUACCUGCAGCAUCUCUCUUUCCAAACUCCGCCUCCUCAGGUGUCACCCCUACAUCCUCCAAUUCCAAAUCUAGGACUUGUCGGUUUGCUGGUGGUGUCGCAGCUCGUGUUGCUGCCAAUAUUGGACCCUCUCCCUUGUCCUCAGGUAAUUCAGCCCCUUCUACUCCCUCCACAUCUCGUUCUUCUGCCAUUCCUCACUUGUCAGGCUCAUUGGUGUCUACCUCAGCGGCUCCUAAUACUCCUCCUCAUCCUGGGCAAAGCUCGCAUCUUGUUGGACGAAUUUUGUUCUCUCGGGAACGACCAGCGGCCAGCUGCGGCUCAGGAAAAAAGCUGCGUGCUCUUAGACAAAAGUCUGACCAUGGUGCUUUCAUACAGACCCCAGCUAUGAAAAAGCAGCUGGAGCGCCACUUGCCUUCUCCGCCGACCCUUGACAGCAUCAUCACAGAGUACCUGAGAGAACAACACGCCCGCUGUUCGAAUCCCGUCACCACCUGUCCACCUUUUUCCCUUUUCAACCCUCACCGCUGCCCAGAGUCCAAACAAAGGCGACAGGCAUCACCCAAUUUCACCGCCCGUCUGGGCAGCAGGAUGCUAUGUCCGAAGUACCGGGGUGUGGACAGAGGAAGUCUGGAUAGACAGCUAAUAUUCAGCAGGUUUCGCCCCGUGUCAGUUUUCCGUGAAAACAAUGGAGGCGAUAGCAGUUUCACCUGUUGUGCCUUUUCGGCCCGCGAGCGCUUCCUGAUGCUGGGAACGUGCUCCGGUCACCUCAAGCUUUACAACAUCUUCUCCGGAGAGGAGGCGGCCGACUACACCUGCCACGGAUCGGCCAUCUCUCACAUCGAGCCUUCCCGGGAUGGUAACUUUGUUCUUACCUCUGCUUCGUGGAGCGUCCCUCUGUCAGCUCUCUGGAGUAUGGACAGUGUUUUUACGAUGAAGAACUCCUUUGGAGAAGAUCAUUACGUUGAGUUCAGCAAACUCUGUCAGGACAGAGUAAUUGGCACUAAGGACCAGGUUGCACAUAUCUAUGACAUACAGACAGGUCAGGAGGUCCUGACCCUGAACGACCCCGCAUUGGCCAACAAUUACAAGAGGAACUGUGCCACCUUCAACCCCACUGACGACCUGGUGUUAAACGAUGGGGUGCUGUGGGAUGUGCGAGCAUCACGGGCCAUCCACAAGUUCGACAAGUUCAACAUGAACCUCAGUGGGGUUUUCCAUCCAAACGGCUUGGAGGUCAUCAUAAACACUGAGAUUUGGGACCUGAGGACUUUCCACCUGCUGCACACUGCUCCUGCUCUGGAUCAGUGCCGGGUGGUCUUUAACAACAAUGGCACCAUCAUGUAUGGAGCGAUGCUGCAAGCUGAUGAUGACCAUGAUGUCAUGGAUCAGCAGGUGACAAGUCCCUUCGGCUCAUCUUUCAGAACAUUUGAUGCCACGGACUACAAGCCUAUUGCCACACUAGAUGUGAAGAGGAACAUCUUUGAUCUGUGCACUGAUACCAAAGACUACUACCUGGCUGUCAUAGAGAACCAGGAUGCGGUGACCAUAGAUACUGUAUGUCGCCUUUAUGAAGUUGGACGACAGAAGUUAGCAGAAGAAGGAGAUGAUGAUGAUCAAGAUGAAGAUCAGAAUAAUGACUCCUCAGACACAGAUGAUGAUGACGAUGAUGACGAUGAUGAUGACAUGGAUAUAGAGCCCCUCAUUGAAGAACUUGCAAAUGAAGAAGAACAGGAGGACCAGGAGCAAGCUGACUUGCCUGUAGAUGAUGCGAUUGAGGCUCUUCUUGGCAGUAGUAGUGGUGAUGAUGGUGAUGAUGAUACUGAUCAUGACUCUGAAACUUUAGACCAUGGAGGAUCAUGGUUUGGAGAAGAAUCAGAUGAUGACGACCCUGACAUGUUUGGAUCCUUGCCUGACUUAUGGUUUUAAUGAUGUAAGAGUAGACGCUCCGCCCUGUGAAUCCCUCUUAGAGAAAAUGCCAGAAAAAAGGGUAGCAAAAAUGUAAAGUUUUCAUAAAAGGAUCUUGACUGGCCAUUCAUUUUCCAUUUCUUGUUCCUAUUGGAGUGAUUCUAAAAGAUUUGGAAAUAUAUAUAGCUUUUUUGUCUCUUUCCAUUGGCUAAAGAUAGCACCUCUAAUUUCUACCAGUAUAUGCAGCGAAACCACAAAUACACCCAGUUAUGAGAGCUUGGUGAGAAAGUAGAAAAUUGGGAAAUAAAUUACAAAAGAAAAAAAUUCUUGAGAAAUUUAUAUUUUUCACCUUUUUGAUUUAAGCAUUGUUUUAUUGAAUAGUAGCUGAAGAGCAUUUUUUAAAAUUAAAAAUAACCUGCAGAAAUUUCUUGAUUUGCCAGGAAACAAAAAAUAUUGAUCCUGAUGUCAUCAGCUGAUAUAAUAAUAAUCUUUUGUGCUUAAAAGCUUAUUUUCUCAAAGAUUUGCCUCACUUGGGUGUUUGUUGAUGUUUUAAUCAGAACAUCAACAAAAAUAAUUUGAAGCGCUUUCAUGUCCUCUGUCUAUGUAAGAAAUGUGUUCAUGUGAGCAAAAAUCUGAAAUUUUAAUAUGUACUAAUGAAGCUAGAGGUAGGAUCUUAAGAAUAUGAAACCUAAUGCUUGUCUUGCAACAGAAUGCAUUCAGAAAAAAACAUUUGAUAGAGAAAAGUAAAUUGAGUCUCUCUAGAUAAUUUUGAUGAUAAAGAUCCAGAGUUGAUCCUUAUGGUGAUCUAAUAGUUAAAAAUAUGUAAUUACUGUUAACUUUUCCUUGAUGGGGAACUUGUUAAGAAACCAAAUAUUACCUCUACCACAUUUCCGUUGUUUUUAGUUAUUCUAACAAUUGGAAAAGUUUCAGUAAGCUACAUGACCCAAUUUCUCCACCAGAUGGCAGUACAUCCCACGCUUGAGUUGACAAAAAUAUUCUCUAACCCAGUACAUUUCACGGUUUAUUGUUUUUUAAAUACUGUUUAAUUUUUAAGUUAGUGUUUUAUUGUUUUGUAGGUUUCCAAGGCUAGGCUUAGGAAAUAUUUUUUGAAUUGAUUAUUUAUUUUGGUGUAUCUUUGUUGAAUUUUACAUUUGAGCAAAAAUGAUGCUGUUUUUUUGUUGUUGCUUUUUUUGCUCAUACCCCUCAGGUAACUGGAAGCAAUAAGCAUAUGAGUGUAAAACCGAUCAAGCUGGUUAGAUAACUACAAGUCUGCAAAUGUUUUUUAUAUAUUUUAUUUGAACAGAAAUUAUUUUGAGGUCACAUAUGUGAUUGUUUUGUCUCCAGCAGAAUGUCUGUGUUGUUAUUUAUGAGCCAAAAUUAUUUUUGAUAUUAUCAGAAGAUAAUGUUGCUGGCAAAAGAAAAUGACUUUACAUUCUUUUACACAUUCAACCUGUAAAGGCAAAAAUGGUCAAAUAAUUCAAAUGCUUCCUUACUUAAAGGAAUACACUUUAAAACAGUGUUAAACCAUUUGCGUUGAGACUGGUUGACUUCACUUGGAGUUGUGUUUGUAUAGUUUUAUAUGACAGUCUGUUUUCCACAUUAAACAAUCAUUUUACUUUUGUACCCAUACUUUAAAUUGACCUUUUGUGGGGGGAUAAAAAGUACAAAAUCUGUCAUGAUUACGGGUCUGUAAGAGUGCCAGUUGUUUACACAUAUUUAAGACAGCAUAGGCCGAUAAUGUGAUUUAAAAUAUGCAAAUCCUUGAAGCCUUUUGUACCGUUUUCAAACUGUUGUGUUCAAGUUGUGAAACUGCAUAAAACAAUUAGCAAUAA